This is a messenger RNA of Saccharomycopsis crataegensis, 3642 nucleotides long. Its product is annotated as KIN1/KIN2 family serine/threonine-protein kinase. The record is from RefSeq and is a predicted model, not a curated record. The coding region runs from base 1 to 3642 and encodes 1213 amino acids. Gene Ontology annotation, cellular component: cytoplasm. Gene Ontology annotation, biological process: intracellular signal transduction; protein phosphorylation; microtubule cytoskeleton organization. Gene Ontology annotation, molecular function: protein serine/threonine kinase activity; ATP binding; tau-protein kinase activity. Lineage: Eukaryota; Fungi; Ascomycota; Saccharomycetes; Ascoideales; Saccharomycopsidaceae. The transcript has a single exon.
AUGGAACACGACAAUAGCUACAACCCUCAAUUCGCUUCCCCUGUGGAACCAGGAAAUAGAAAAAGAGCCACUACUGUUGCUUCACCUACUUCAAGGGUCCCAGCAACUCCAAGAAUGCUCAAGAAUGCGUCAUCUAGGUUAUCGGUCAAUGAUCCGCAAAAGCCACAGUACGUCGAAAUUGGAUCACCACCGGUUCCGCAAACAGAAACACUCUCUGGUCAUGAUUACUCUAUGCCUAAUUAUUUCCCAAGCCCUCCUCAACAAUAUACUACCCAAAAUAUAUUUCCUUUGCAGGAACCACCGAAAAGCAAAAAUGUUCCAAAGUUAGAACCUUUGAACACGCAAACCGCAAACCCAGUCAUCGAUCAAAAGUCACAACCUUAUAAUCCGAGUGAAGCACAACAACAACAGCAAUCAAGACAUCAAACGAACCAAAGUGGGAGUAGUAAGACCUCAUCUCCACCAAAUACCAAUGGUAAUAAUCAUAAUCAUCAACACUCUUCGCAUCGCCAUGGUGAACAACAACAACAACAACCUCCACAGUUUCAUCGUAGGGCCAUUGGUGACUGGGACUUUAUCAGAACUAUUGGUGCUGGAUCAAUGGGUAAGGUUAAAGAAGCUAGACAUCGUCGUACUCAGGAGAUUUGUGCAGUGAAAAUUGUCCCAAGAGCUGCCAAAUUAUAUCAAAGGGCCCAUGCCAAUGAUCCUCCCCCAGCAGAUAAUGCCGAACAUCAAAAAAGAAUGAAAGAAUUCGAGAAAGAGGUGGCUAGAGAUAAGAGAACCAUUAGAGAAGCUGCGUUGGGCAAAUUGUUGUACCACCCAUAUAUUUGUAGAUUAUAUGAAAUGAUCCCGAUGACGAACCACUAUUAUAUGUUGUUUGAAUUUGUUUCAGGGGGUCAAAUGUUAGAUUACAUCGUUUCACACGGCUCGUUAAGGGAACGUCAUGCCAGAAAAUUUGCUAGAGGAAUUGCCUCUUCAUUGGAUUAUUGUCACAGAAAUAACGUUGUCCACAGAGAUUUGAAGAUUGAAAAUAUUAUGAUCAGUAAAACUGGGGAUAUAAAGAUUAUCGAUUUUGGGUUGAGUAAUUUGUUUGAUUAUCACAAAUUGCUAAAAACUUAUUGUGGAUCCUUGUAUUUUGCUGCACCAGAACUUUUAUCUGCCCACCCUUAUAUCGGCCCUGAAGUGGAUGUCUGGUCCUUUGGAGUGGUCUUAUUUGUCUUGGUUUGUGGUAAGGUCCCAUUCGAUGACCAGUCAGUAAGUGUCUUGCACGAGAAAAUCAAAAAAGGUAAUGUCGAAUAUCCAUCCUCGUUAUCCCAAGAAUGCGUGGAUUUAUUAUCUAGAAUGCUUGUUGUUAAUCCAAAGAAAAGAGCCAGUUUGAAAGAAAUCAUCAACCAUCCAUGGAUGAACAAGAACUAUGAUUCAAGACCUCACUCAUAUGUUCCUUACCGUAUCCCAUUGGAAUUGCCUUUAAACCCUGAAGUUUUGAAAGAAAUUGAGAAAUUAGAAUUAGGAACUGUGGAAAAUACCGCCCGAGAAUUAACCAAAAUUUUGGGCUCUCCAGAGUAUGCCCUUUGUGCUCAAAAAUGGUAUGAAAAGAAUGCGAAAUUCACAGCCAGUGGUAUCCCAAGAUCUUUACAAGAUUAUAGCGACCCACAUUUUCCAGAUCCAACCAAUGGGAUACAUCCAUUGAUAAGUAUAUAUUACUUGGUUGAUGAAAUGAAAAAGAGACAGCUAGCUAAGGAGAUGGCCCAUCAAGAGCAAGUAACUUCUCCAUUCCAAGAAAAGUUUAGCAGCUCAUCGCAUGAACAAAAACAGGCAGAAUUACAGGCUCAGAUGAAUCCACAGGAAGGGCACUUGAGACAACAGAAAUUGGAAGGCCAGGAAUCUCAAAGAAUUGCUGUGGAUCAUGGUGAACAAUUACAGAAUGUUCCGGAGAUCCGUGAAUCGCCAACAACUAAUAGUGGUUAUGAUAAAGCCUUGGGUAGUCCUAAACAAUCACAGAAUUUGGAUGAAGUGUUAUCUUUCCCAGAAGCUGCUCACACUUUGAGAAACAAUGAUGAUGAAAUCCUCAGUACCAAGAAACCAGGAAAUCUUGAUAUACCUCCACUUUCAGCCGUAAUUCCAGAGCAACAGCUAUCGCCAAAGAGAGCGAAAUCCAUCAAUAAUGGUCCUAGUGGUGAUGAUGAAAAUAAGGGUUCAGGCAUAAAUGGCUUGUUUAGAAGAUUGAGCGGUCACCGUCGGACGGGAAGCAAGAACAACAGUCAGCACCAAAGUUAUGUUCCGGAUAGUGCAGUGCCACCGCUCCCAAACUUACCAAAUAUUAUUUCUUACAACUAUGAUAAAGCUGCUGCCGCUGCUGCUGCUAGGGGCAAUGACGGUGUCUCUAAAAAUGUUGAUAAUGGCCACACUGUUGAAAGCAGUAGCCAACCCCGUCUCCAUAAGAGUGGCUCCUUGAGACUUGUUGGAGGAACUGAUGAAGGUAUUGUCAAUGACAUGCCAAAGAGAGGCCAAAGAAAACCUAGGGCCGGCCACAAUAGAGCUGUUAGUGCGUCUGCAGCUACCUACGCUGAGAAUUCUGGACCUAAUAAUAGAAGUGGGAAAGAUACUAUCACCUCUGCUACUGAUAAUUCUUAUGAUGACGCUGCAAUGAAUGAGACCGCCAAUAAUACUGACAAUAUUAAUAAGUUUAAUUACAAUGGUGCACCAAGUUCGGCAAACAAGAAUGGAGCUUCAACUAUGAGGGCUAAAUCUGUUGGGCAUGGUAGAUCUAAGUCUAUUGGUUACAAGAAGUCCACCGGAUUUCAAGAAAUUGUUCCUCCAUUGCCACAAAUUAAUGAUAAUCUUUAUGGUGAACUUGUUCAUCAAAACUAUGGCGGCGAAAAACAACCGCUUUCGGAAGCAACUAUUGUGGAAAGGGCCAAAAAUGCCGAACCUGGAUCAAUGCCUUCCAUUGAAUUCGCCAAAACUUUAUAUCUUAAAGGUUUUUUCAGUGUACAAACUACCUCUACCAAGCCACCAGCCGUUAUCAGACAAAGUAUUAUCAACAGCUUGGAGAAGCUUGGUGUGGAUUUCUUAGAAGUGAAGGGUGGCUUUGUCUGCACUUUCCUUAAUAAGAAAGAACAGGCUCUUACAGGCUCACAUAAUGCAUCAACUACUAAUAGUAAUAACACUGCCGUUGAGGGAGAUAAUGUUAUCACAACUAAGAUUUCAACAUCCAAUUUUUCACAUAACUCUUCUCACUCAGACACCAAGGAUGCCGUUUCUUCUAUUAGUACUGGUAGUAAAGGCCACAGACGGAAGUUUAGUAUUGGAUUUAAAAAGCAACCAGCCACUCCAAAGAUUCCUGCGACUCCAAUCCUUUUCUCACCAACCUCACCAAAUCCAAAUCAUUCCAUGGAUGGUGAAUCCAGUGCUUCUUUAGAGUCGUUAAGUGGGAUUGGUGCUAGUGAUAUGAUUUUAUCUUCCAGAAUCAAUCAAGGCAAGAGUGGCAAGCCAGUUCAAAGAAAUCCAAUCAGGUUUGAGAUAUCUAUUGUUAAAAUUCCGAUUUUGAGCUUACUUGGUGUUCAAUUGAAAAAAUUGAGUGGUAACGCAUGGGCCUAUAAGACAUUGGCUGAUCAUAUAUUGACUGACCUCAACUUAUGA